AUGAGCGGCAAGCGUAUCCAAGACUUUUUCCAAAAGCUCCACCGUAAACUAGAGAUGGACUGUGAUGAUGUUGAUUUACCUGAAGACGACUGCAAACCAGAAAAGGAAAGAUUAAAUACCUCCCAAGAAAAGAACCUUCAGAACAGAAAGCAAACUUUAGCAAAUCCCUUUUUAAAGGAUUUCUUCCAGCAACUACGCACAAAUCAUAAGUCAAAGCGACAUUGGUUCAAAUCCGAUUAA
Messenger RNA from Trichomonas vaginalis G3, 240 nucleotides. RefSeq lists its product as uncharacterized. The transcript has a single exon. The record is from RefSeq and is a predicted model, not a curated record. NCBI's taxonomy places the organism in Eukaryota, Parabasalia, Trichomonadida, Trichomonadidae. Bases 1 to 240 code for a protein of 79 amino acids.